Messenger RNA from Anastrepha obliqua, 541 nucleotides. Its product is annotated as mitochondrial translation release factor in rescue. Gene Ontology annotation, cellular component: mitochondrion. The record is from RefSeq and is a predicted model, not a curated record. Gene Ontology annotation, biological process: translational termination. Bases 1 to 489 code for a protein of 162 amino acids. NCBI's taxonomy places the organism in Eukaryota, Metazoa, Arthropoda, Insecta, Diptera, Tephritidae. The transcript has a single exon. Gene Ontology annotation, molecular function: translation release factor activity.
AUGUUGCAACGCAUAAUAAAUGUAUUUGCAGGUCAUGGUAAUCCAAUGUCCACCAACUUCAAACUGUUAGCAGCUGCCCACAGGUGGAAGACAACAAAUAGCAAAAUUGACUAUUCUCGGUAUCCUAAAUUGAAUGAGAACGAUUUAGAGGAAAAUUUUAUGCGCGGCAGUGGGCCAGGUGGACAAUCAGUAAACAAAACUUCAAACUGCGUAUUCUUACGUCAUAUUCCUACAAACAUUAUCAUUAAAUGUCAUACUCAUCGUUUGGCUUCCAAAAAUCGCGUAGAAGCAAGAAAACUUCUACUAGAGAAACUGGAUGCACAUUUUAAUGGUGAAAAUGCAGUAGCAUCACAACUAAAGGCACUUGAGUUGAAAAAGUCAACUGAACGCAAGCGUCGCCAAAAGAAAUUAAAUGAAAUGAAGAAGAAUUGGAAGGAGCGUGAACAAGAAGCACUCGGUGACAGUGAUAGCAAUGCAGAGCCGAAAUAAUUAUGUUAAUCUUAGGUAGAAAUAAAAUUGUCCUCGUUUUUGCAAAUUUUAA